AUAAAUUCUGAAACUGUGCAAGUGCUUUUAAUAUUAAAAAAUAUGGAGAAAUCAACAAUGUCAGUUAUACUAUUUGUGUUGCAUCUUCUUGUUCUUCAUCUUCAGUAUUCAGAGGUUCACUCGCUUGCCAAUACUUCUGCUCAUGAUUUUAGCUACUUGAAGUUUGUGUACAACGCCACUGAUACAAGCUUGGAAGGAUCAUAUGACUACAUUGUAAUCGGUGGAGGAACAUCAGGGUGUCCAUUGGCAGCAACUUUAUCAGAAAAAUACAAGGUGCUUCUUCUAGAAAGAGGCACUAUUGCUACAGAAUACCCGAACACGUUGACUGCAGAUGGGUUUGCAUAUAAUCUGCAGCAACAAGAUGAUGGAAAGACGCCAGUUGAAAGGUUUGUGUCCGAAGAUGGCAUUGAUAAUGUGCGAGCCAGGAUCCUCGGUGGCACGACCAUAAUCAAUGCAGGCGUCUACGCCAGAGCUAACAUUUCAUUCUAUAGUCAAACAGGAAUUGAAUGGGACCUGGAUUUGGUCAAUAAGACAUAUGAGUGGGUUGAAGACGCCAUUGUGGUCAAGCCAAAUAAUCAAUCUUGGCAAUCUGUUAUAGGAGAGGGAUUCUUGGAGGCGGGUAUUCUUCCAGACAAUGGAUUUAGUUUGGAUCACGAAGCAGGAACUAGACUCACCGGCUCAACUUUUGACAAUAAUGGAACGCGACAUGCGGCUGAUGAACUGCUUAAUAAAGGAGACCCUAAUAACUUGCUAGUUGCAGUUCAGGCCUCAGUAGAGAAGAUCCUCUUCUCUUCCAAUACAUCAAAUUUGUCAGCUAUUGGAGUCAUAUAUACGGAUUCUGAUGGAAACUCUCAUCAGGCAUUUGUACGCGGUAACGGAGAAGUUAUUGUUAGUGCAGGGACAAUCGGAACGCCUCAGCUUCUACUACUUAGUGGCGUUGGACCAGAGUCUUACCUAUCUUCUCUCAACAUCACAGUUGUUCAGCCGAAUCCUUAUGUUGGGCAGUUUGUGUAUGACAAUCCUCGUAAUUUCAUUAAUAUUUUGCCCCCAAAUCCAAUUGAAGCCUCUGUUGUAACUGUUUUAGGCAUUAGAAGUGAUUAUUAUCAAGUUUCUCUGUCAAGCUUGCCAUUUUCCACUCCACCCUUUAGUCUUUUUCCUACAACAUCUUACCCCCUCCCAAAUUCGACUUUUGCUCAUAUUGUUAGCCAAGUUCCAGGACCAUUGUCUCAUGGUUCUGUCACGCUAAAUUCAUCAUCUGACGUGAGAAUCGCUCCAAAUAUUAAAUUCAAUUACUAUUCAAAUUCCACAGACCUUGCUAAUUGUGUUAGCGGCAUGAAGAAGCUUGGUGACUUAUUAAGGACAAAGGCAUUAGAACCAUAUAAAGCUCGAGAUGUGCUGGGAAUUGACGGUUUCAAUUAUUUGGGAGUACCUUUGCCAGAGAACCAAACAGAUGAUGCAUCCUUCGAAACAUUUUGUCUAGAUAAUGUAGCUUCAUACUGGCAUUACCACGGUGGAAGCCUUGUUGGGAAAGUGCUUGAUGACAGUUUCCGUGUUAUGGGGAUCAAAGCAUUACGCGUUGUUGAUGCCUCCACUUUCCCUUACGAACCAAACAGCCAUCCUCAGGGCUUCUAUCUGAUGUUAGGAAGGUAUGUGGGCCUUCAAAUCCUGCAAGAAAGGUCAAUCCGGUUGGAGGCUAUUCAUAAUAUUCAAGAGUCCCAAGUGAAGUUCUUGGAUUUCCUCAAUUCCACAUUAUCCUCUGCUUUUUAAGAUUAAUUAAUAAACCCUCGAGAUCUGACUCAAGUGGGAUUAGUGUUUCGCUUGCAAAGAGGGGUUAGGCUCAUUAUAUAUAUCCCCUACCUCUUUAUUUCUUGUUGAAUAAAUUUCCCUUGUCAUGUCGAGGUUAUUUAAAAAUUAAAUAAAAUAAAUAAGAAUCCUUUGGUAGAA
Prunus dulcis (almond) is the source of this 1944-nucleotide messenger RNA. Its product is annotated as (R)-mandelonitrile lyase 1. The coding region runs from base 43 to 1767 and encodes 574 amino acids. The record is from RefSeq and is a predicted model, not a curated record. The transcript is spliced from 4 exons. NCBI's taxonomy places the organism in Eukaryota, Viridiplantae, Streptophyta, Magnoliopsida, Rosales, Rosaceae. Gene Ontology annotation, molecular function: oxidoreductase activity, acting on CH-OH group of donors; flavin adenine dinucleotide binding.